Closterium sp. NIES-67 is the source of this 3529-nucleotide messenger RNA. The record is from the annotation of a GenBank genome assembly. Lineage: Eukaryota; Viridiplantae; Streptophyta; Zygnematophyceae; Desmidiales; Closteriaceae.
AGGACUGUCAACUUCUCCUAGGGCAGAUUACCCCCCAGUGCGCCAAACGCCAUAGCUCACUCGUUAAGCUACGGAAUCGAGUGAUUCAACUUUCAGUGGAAAGCUGACGCUGCCAGAUACAACAUAUCCGAUUUUCAGAUCGUUUCACCGAUUGGAGUUUUUGAUAUAGCUAUUCGAAGGUCGCAAGUUUUCUGGGCGUCAUAACGAAGUGCUGCAGAAAUUUCCAAGGAGCCAUUGAAUCAUCUGCUUAUAGCCUUCUCCAACCAACAAGUGGUAUCAGAGCCUAUUAUCACGCAUUUGGGACCUAAAAUACGAUGGGAGAUAAAGAGGACUCUGGUGGAGGUGAUACUUCAGUCCAAGGAGGCAGCUCAACCCAAGAUUCUGGCAUUGCAGCGCAAAGGGGAGCGCGUACAAGCCAGGGGUCACUGCUUAAGGAGGUGCUGAAGAACUUCACCAUUGAGAAGUUCUCUGGAGAUGGCUAUGAUGAUUGGGCAUGGAAGAUGCAGCUCUACUUUCGACAAAUUGGCCUCUUGAAGCUGAUGAUUGGAACGGAGCCAAGGCCAAAGGAAAUGGCAGAGCAAGCGGACUGGGAUGAACGUUCAUCUGCUGGGUAUUAUCUACUGUCACAAAGCUUGGAGCUGAACCAGAGGCAUCACAUCAUGCAUCUGCUACCGGAAAUUGAUUGUGGGCCCAAGGCAUGGGCAGUGCUCAAGGACCUGCACGCUCCGACAUCGGUUGCCGCUUCUCUUAUGCUGGAUCGGGAGCUGUCCAUGCUGCGGUUGAGCGAGAAUGAACCUGUGCAGCCCGUACUGGACAAGAUGAGGGAACUCUACGCGAAAUUGGCGAUUGCAGGCAUCACGUACCCAGAGCAGACAAAGUGUCUCAAGAUGCUCAGCCUGCUGCCGGAGUCUUGGCUGCAAUUUAUAAGCGGACUCAGCUUGCCACAAAACCAAAGUCAAUGGACAUUGGAGUGGAUUCGCACCAAGAUUCUGGAAGAAGAUUUUCGUCGCUAUACACUGCGCGGAGGUGAUGACAGCACCAGCGGCUAUGCCAUGCAAGGGACAUGGAGGGAUCGAGGGCGUGGCAAUCGCGGUCGCUCUUACCACAGCCAAGGUGGUCGCGGGACUUGGAACCAGCGGGGGCGUGGUGGCGCUGGUGCAAGAGGAAGAGGUGGUCACUCCAACAAUGACAACAGUGAACCACGCUUGAGGGGAGAGUGCUGGUAUUGCAAGGAAGAAGGGCAUCCAUGGUUUCGCUGCCCUACCAAGCCCGACUGGUGGACCCCUUGGAACCAAUCGCAGAACGGGAAUGGAGGAAAGCAACCACAUGGAGGUGCCAACAUGGUAGCUGAUCCUGCUGAAGAAACCUCCAAGGAUGACAGAGGAAUGGGAAAUGAGGAGAGGAAUGCUGGACAGUUCUACCAUGUGUGUGACAAAGAUGACAGUGGCAUAGCUGUUGCAAGGGCUGGAGAGGAAUUGCACCCGCUUGACAUGUGGGUCAUGGACUCUGGUGCUGCAUGGACAAUGACACCACGCAAGGACUUGCUGGAUGCUGUGCGAGCGCCUCCAAUCUCUGAAGUGCGCUCAGCAUCCGGACAUGCAGUGAAGGUCGCUGGAGUUGGUCGAGCUGCAUUCAGAGCACCUGAUGGUGGACUGGUUGUGCUGAAGGACGUGUUACUCGUACCGGGGCUGAAGGCCAAUCUGAUAUCGCUGCGCAAGCUAGGCCAGGCCGGAGUCAGCACCACCACUAAUGGAUCCAAAACAUUCAAGGGGCUGCGAGGAGAUCGUGUGUUAUGGGAUUUACACGAAAGCAGAGAUGUCUUCAGAUCCAUGUGGCAGAUCCCUGCACUGAUAUGGGAAUCAACAAAGAAGGAGUUGGGAGAAGUAAAGGUGGGAUCUGGAGUCCAGGGGGAGUGUAAUGCAGUUAGUGCUGCAGGAGUGACGGUUUCUGCAAGGUCGGGGGAGACUGAUUGGGAAUCCGCACACAGGCGUCUAGGGCAUGUGGCUAUGCCAUUGCUGCAGCAACUGCAUAAGGAAGAAGCAGUAAAGGGGCUCAAGCUUUCUGGGCAACCAAAUGAUACCAAGUGCGAGACGUGUCUGCUGAGCAAGUUCACACGGUUCCCCUUUCACGGCGUAGCUGGGAAAAGCAAGGCAGCACUGGAACUGGUGCACAUGGACCUCGUAGGACCUUUUCCAGUCCGAGGAAGUAAGGGGGAAAGGUACUUCCUGACAAUAGUUGAUGACUGGAGUCGGCUGAUGUGGGCAUACCCGUUGAAGCAGAAGGAUCAUGCUGCCUCAACAAUACGAGAUGAUUGGCUGCCGUUCGUCGAGCGACAAUCUGGGCACCCAUGCAAGAGCAUCAGAACCGACCGAGGUGGAGAGUUUCUAGGAGGAGAUCUGACUGCGUGGCUCAAGAAACAAGGCAUUGAGCAUCAGCUAACGACGUCCUAUACCCCUCAGUCAAAUGGCGUUGCUGAGAGGGCUAAUAGGACCAUCCUGGAAACUGCGCGAGCGCUGCUGAUCGAAUCAGGGCUGGGGAACUCCAUGUGGCCUCAUGCGGUGAGGCAUGCUACAGUGGCAAGGAACCGCGUACUCACAAAGGUGGCUGAUGAUAUGUGGGUGCCGCUGGAGAGGUGGCUUGGAAAGAAGCCUCCAGUGGACAUGCUUCGAGUGUUCGGAUGCAUGGCAGUGGCGCAUGUCCCUAAACCGUACAGGACAAAGCUUGGAGCAUCUGCACUUUGGUGUGUGCACCUUGGGCUUGCGGCAGAGAGCAAGGGGUGGCUAUUCUGGGAGCCCUCAAAGAAUGUGCUGUUUGACAGUCGGGAUGUCAAAUUUGUGGAGAACAUCAUGUAUGGCAAGUGGGAGAAGCAGCCGGAGGCAAGGGUCACCCAGCAGCUGGAAGAGAUCACUAUGCAUUUCGAUCUGUCCGAACCUGAGGACAGCGAAGUCACUGCGCCAACGGCAAGCGGUACUGAUGAAGGAAGCCAUGAGGAUAUUGCAGCUGAUGCUGAAGUCAAGGAUCCGGAGCAGCAGCAGCAAGAGGCUUCCAAAACACCAAGUCUGCCAAAGCGAAGGAAACAGAUUGGUGGGGGGACAAAGGAUUGGGUGAAGGUGAAAGAAUGGGUAAAUCCAACCAUCUACCCUGCACGUACCAGAAUGGCAACGAGAAAGCUGCUGAGCUCCACAAGUGGAGAAGCCACAACUGAGCAGCAGGAACAGGCUCAAGGCGAAGAUGCAGUGCUGUUCUUGGGUGAUGACCAAGAGUCAGAUGACGAGGAGCCUGCAUACUGCUUUUACGCACCAAUACAACCUCCGAGCAUGGAUCAUGCGCUAGCCGGGCCUCAACGGGGGAAGUGGCUCGUUUCAAGAGAUGCAGAGUACAACAGCCAGAUGGAGAAUCACACAUGGGAUCUGGUGUACUUGCCAAAUGGGAAGAAGACAAUACAGUGCAAGUGGCUGGCAAAAAUCAAGACGGAUGAGAAAGGAGAGCCAUCAGUUUACUAGAGCAGGCUGGUGGCAAAGGGGUUUCA